Messenger RNA from Eimeria acervulina, 3076 nucleotides. RefSeq lists its product as hypothetical. The transcript has 16 exons. The record is from RefSeq and is a predicted model, not a curated record. The annotation marks the transcript as partial. Gene Ontology annotation, molecular function: protein binding. Lineage: Eukaryota; Apicomplexa; Conoidasida; Eucoccidiorida; Eimeriidae.
AUGGGGGGCCUCCUUGCGCUCACGGGGAUGUCGCCAGAGGGUGCUUUGGGGGGCCGUUGCCUGCUGGUGCUUUUGUUGCUAUUGCUCUCCCUCCCCAACUGCAUCUUGUGCCUCCAAGAGCUUCAGGACGCACCCGUCGGCGCAGCUCUUGAUGCAGCGGAGGACGUUAUAAUAAGGGCCACCUCAGGAGUCGAAACACAGCCAAGAGUAGUUGUUCCACCUUCACCUGCCCCUGCUGCUGCAACGGCUACCCCGUCAGUCUCUGAGCCAACAGCAAGCGCGCAGAAAAACACCAACAACGUUAGCAGCAGCACCAACAGCAACAAAAACAAAAACAGCAGCAAAAACAGCAGCAGGAGGAACAACAGCAACAGCAGCAACACCAGAGAUAGAUGCCAGUACGAGCUGUCCGUGUUUUAUUUUCUCGGGAGGCCGCCGCUUCCCGCCCGCAGCUUGCAGGCGGCGCUGCAGCUGCUGUGGAUUUCAGCCCGAGGGGGCAGUGCAGACGCACAGUAUCUCUUGGGAGUUCUCCACCAGAACCUCUACUUGCUCCCUAAGGAACCGCCACUUAUAGAGUUGGACUCUCCCUUGCGGGUGGUUGUGGGGCGCAACUAUGAGCUUUCUUUCUUUGCUAAGGACCAGCCGAUCCCAGAGCCUUGGGGUCCUCUGAAGGCAUUGAAAGCAUUUGAACGUCAUCUGCGCUCGACAGGAGAUGCGGAUGGGUUUGGAUCAACGCUUUGGCAGAAACUUCAAAGCCAUUUCUCCUGGGCCCUCCGAGGGGGUCCCUGGGCACGGGGGUCCUCCGAGGAGCCUGACGGGGAUUCUCCCUCUGCAGCAGAAACGGCGGGUCGGGCCCUCCCCCAAGAAGAAGGGACCCCCAAGACGGUGGCGCAGGCGAUGCAGCUGCUGCUGUCCGCUCCGGACUUCGCCUUUAACCCCCCACUGCCCUUGGUGUAUCUACACGCUGCAGCUACUGCGCUGCAUCCGGCUGCUGCUGCUGCUGUUGCUUGGAAGCAGCAGUUCGCCGCCCUCGAUGGGUCUGUGGGGCAGCAGCAGCAGGCGUGUGCUGCUGCUGCCAACAACUACCUCCCAGUUGCUAAGGCCACAGCUGGGCUCUAUGCCUCAGGGAUCCCGCAAGCGAUCGAAGUGCUGCGCCUUGCAACGGGGACUUCGCCGCUUCAAGGGUCGGAGAUUCAACGGCUCAGUACUGACCCGGAGCAGCUCGCGAUGCUGCUGCAUGAAGCGGAGGAAGGCAACCUGGCUGUUCAUGCGGCACUGGGCCGGAAGUAUCUCUUUGGGGUGGACGGAUUUCCCCAGGACUUCGCGAAAGCCAGAUACCACCUUCUUGCGGCUAGCAAGAGUUGGAAGGGGGAGUCAAAAGGCCUCUUGGGCUAUAUGUACGCCUUGGGAUUAGGCGUUGAGCAGGAUUUGAACGAAGCAGCGGAAUGGUUCUUUAGAGGCGCAACAGAAAACGAAGACCCCAUAGCGUACAACGGAGUGGGGCUUGUUUAUUUCUUCGGAACUCCGCUAAUAGAGGCCUCACCUGCGAUGGCCUUUGAAAUGUUUAACAGAAGUGCAACUUUAAAUUCUCCUGAUGGACAGCUAAACUUGGCUUCUCUCUACCUCACAGGAACAGGUGUGUCGAAGUCCUUUGUGGAGGCGUUGAAGUGGCUGACGAAGGCCGUACGCGGAGGCAGCACAGGCGCUGCGUAUGCUUUGGGAACGAUGCAUCUUUCGGGCUUGGGGGCUGUGAGGGACUGUCCCUUGGCUGUGGGGCUGCUGAAGCUCGCUACUGAAAGAGCCCCUUACUUUGCUCAUGCGCUGCAGCGGGCUCACUCGGCUUACGAGCAGAACGCUUUCGAUGAAGCUGCUUUCAACUUCCUUCUUCUUGCAGAGGCUGGCCACGAGGCGUCGCAAAGUAACUUGGCUUUCUUGUUGGAUGCGGGCCUGACUGACAUCUUCUUUGACGGGACCCUCCGACGGAAGCGUUUGCAUGCGCAGAGGUUUUACGAAAUGGCAGCAGCUCAGGGGGCUCUGUCUGCUCAACUCCGACUAGGGGAUUUUGCAUACUAUGGCUACGGUGUUCGGCGCCGCAGUUCCAGCACGAAGUUCUCAAGGGACUUUGUCGAUGAAAAGGGCGCUUCUUUCGAGGGUUGGCUGUCUCAGCCAAAGCUAUGGUUAGAAGAAGGGGUGAAAGACUUUGCCGAAGCGGCAGCGUUCUACCGCAAAGUGGCGGAUUCCGCUAGUUGGGGCCCUGCGCUGGCGGCUAAGGUAUGCCUUGAAGCCGACGAGCAUGCACCCACUGCUCCGGUGUAUGCGGGGCUUGCGGCGGUUUAUUUGAUCGAUUUGCUGGAGAGAGUGGGGCCAGCAGAGGCUUUGAGGAGAGAACGGGGAUUAACAGAUAGAGCAUUCAUUGUCGCAGCCCAACGGGGCCCUGGACAAGCAGCACAAGCCAGGGAGCAGCAGCACUGGCAGUCACGGGAACGGCAGCAGCAGCAGCCGCAGCAGCAGCCGCAGCAGCGGCAACAGCAGCAGCAGGAGCAGCCGGCUAUGCCGCAGCAAAAGCAACAGCAACAGCAACAGCAGACGGCUAUGUCACAGCAACAGCAGCAACAACAGCCGGAUGUGAAACAGCAAAUGCAGCAACAGCAACAGCAGCUGGCUAUGCAACAACAAACCCUGCAGCCGCCGGUGCAGAACAGCGCUUCUGGGCCCCAUGGUGAUGCUCAGCAGCAAGCAGAGCAGUUGAUACAAGGCCAGUUUAGGGCUACAGAAAGCAGCAACAAGGGAAAGGAAGCAGAGGGGUCUCCCACGUUCGGCGCUGCAGCUCUGCCAAGCAGCAGCCAUGGAGUCAGCAGCAGCAACAUCACGGGCAGCAACGGUUCGUCAGGGGCUGUGAAUUCCCCUCGGGACGCUGACAGGUCCGUCGUGAACGGCAUUGGGGGCAACAGCAGCAGCAAGGGGAACAGCGACAGCAACAGCGGCAGCAACAGCAACAGCGGCAGCAUCGAUAGCAGCAGUAGCAGCAGCUGCAGCAGCGAUAGCAGCAACAGCAACAGCAGCAGCAGCAGCAGCC